Molecule: messenger RNA, 2771 nt
Organism: Drosophila willistoni
Lineage: Eukaryota; Metazoa; Arthropoda; Insecta; Diptera; Drosophilidae
Product: GPI ethanolamine phosphate transferase 1
Exons: 1
Coding region: 11-2614 (867 amino acids)
Biological process (GO): GPI anchor biosynthetic process
Cellular component (GO): endoplasmic reticulum membrane
Molecular function (GO): mannose-ethanolamine phosphotransferase activity
Source: RefSeq, a predicted model, not a curated record
UUUCUCCGAUAUGUGCUGGAUAGCCAAUGCUAUAGUUGUUCACGUUCUGUUGCUCGGUUAUUUACUGCAAAUACACUUUCACUCCAAUCUCAUUGAAAAUUUGAAGCCGCAGAGGACACUGCGCGAACUGGAUUUAGAACCGCCAGCAGAUCGACUUGUGAUCUUUUUCAUUGAUGGCCUUGGAGCCAAUACAUUUUUUAAUAAUAAUUGCGCUGCAGUCCCUCAAAUUCGGGAGUUGUUUCUCCAACAAGGACUUGUGGGAAUAAUACGUACAAAUGUUCCAACUAAUUCCCGUCCUGCGAAUGUUGCCACAUUCGGAGGCUUUCCGGAGGACCCAUCUGCUAUUUUUACUAAUUUCGAUGCAAAUCCAACAUCAUUCGAUACGGUCUUCAAUCGUAGCCGUUCCACCUAUGGAUGGGGUUCAAUUGGAGUUCUCGAGUUCUUUGACAAUAUGCCCAAUGGUGGAGUUAAUUUAAAGUUCGAAAAUUAUACCGAUAGACAGAUAACAUUAAAUUGUGCUGCAGACGAAUGGGUAAGCGGAAGAGUCAAAGAUUUUCUGGCUCAGGACAAGAAUGUAAACGAAGUGCUUAAUACGACAACAUCGGUAUUUUAUAUAUAUCUCGCUGACAUGGAUAUGGCUGGACAUAUCUAUAAUCCAAAAAAUGAUUUAUAUCUGAAACAACUUCAUUCUACACAGCAGAGAAUAAGAGAUAUGUACGAUCUAUUUCAAGAAAAGUUUAAGGAUAAUCGCACAGUGUACCUGAUGACAUCGGAUCAUGGUAUGACUAACUUUGGUUCACAUGGCGGUGGAUCCUUCCAUGAAACUGUAGUUCCUUUCUUUUUCUGGGGUGCCGGAGUCAAUAGGAAGGCUUCAAAUGAUGGAAUGACCUUUACAGACCUCCAAUUGCCAUUUUACCAGCUGGAUCAGAUUCAAUUGGCCUCACUUAUGUCGGCAUUGAUUGGUCUUCCACCGCCAAUGAACAAUCUGGGAAUCUUGCCGCUGGGCUUCUUGAAAGCAACACCAAAAUACGAGGCUCAGGCGGCCCAUCUGAAUGCUCUUCAACUACUAGAGCAAGUGACUUCCGUCUUAAAACGGCAUGGGAAAUGGUUAUCACAGUUUCAGAAAUUAAACCUUAAGGAUAUUGGUCACUAUAACGCCCAGAUAGAACGACUAUUCCAAUUGGGUUGCUAUCAAUUGGCCAUGAAUAACAGCCACGAAGCAGCAGAAUUGGCCGUUGAAUGCCUUGAGUUUUAUAAAAAUUACUAUCGUAGUGGUUUAAUAGCGGCCAUGAUUGCUUCAUAUCUUGGUUGGCUCUAUUAUCUAUUGCUUAAAUUAAGUAACAAAGAAAAGAAACCAACAGGAGGACUUAACUCUUCGAUUACUCGAUGGCUGAUGCUGUUGGGGCUGCUUUUGGUCUCGUUGAUGUUAUUGCAAAAGAUACCAGGCUGGACCGCAUUUUAUCUAUCGCUUCCCAUACCGAUGUGGAUUUUGGCACUACGUGAGCGUCCAAUUGAGGGCAGAGUAAUUGUAGCACCCAUUACCCAUACGAUUUGGAUAGGUUCAAUUAGCUCUUUGCUGGUUGCAGCAUUUUUUGAUCGUCGCUUACUUUGGAUGGGAUUUGUUCUGUUCAGGUGUGCAUGCAAUCGUCAAGGAUUUGCGCAGCCCUCUGUUAAAUUUGUUACAUGGUUUUUUCUUGUGGUUCUGCUUGGAUUAUUUACCAUGGUUCCACCUUCCCUUGGGAGAAGGGACACGAAACUAUUAAGUUUCAGCAUGCUGUUUGCUCUGCUGAGACCCUUAGUCUUAAGGGAACACCAUAAAAUGCGUAUUUGGAUCAUAAAUGGGUGCACAUUGGUAAUGGGUGCAUAUCUCACUUAUCGGAAAAAUGAUAAUGUUGUCGUAUUGAUGGUCUUCCGGCAACUUGCCAUUGCUAACUUGGCUUACGGAUUCAUUUGCAUCCCUUUUUCAUCGUCAACAACGGCGCAAUGUCGUUUAAAUUUAAUAUGGUUCAAUUUGAGCACCAUUUAUACGCUGCUGAGCACUUCCUUUGAAUCGUUUUUCAUGCAAUUGUUACUUAUGGAAUGUCUAAUGAGCAGGAAGCUUAACGGCGAGAUUAAUCUAUACAAGGGUUGCCCAUUGAAGAAUUCGUAUCGAUAUGCAUCUUUUAUUCUACUUUAUGCUUACCUCUCCUUCUUUGGCAUUGGCAACCUUUCGUCUAUUAGCUCGUUUGAUCCAAACACAGGUCGUCUAUUUAUGGCUGGCGAUACGAUCAUUUUCACUGGAUUCCUGGUCUUACUUAAAUUAUCAAUACCCUCGAUUGUUAUUAUCGCCAGCAUGUAUUUGACAUGUUCCUUUGUCCGGCAUAAUGUGCGAGAAAUUUUCAUUAGCCUGUUUCUCAUGGCUGACACAAUGAGUUUGUAUUUCCUACUUCAAAUGCGCAGCGAAGGAUCUUGGCGUGAGGUACGCUACUCGGUAGCCCAUUUCAUGAUUGCCCAUUGCAGCAUAUUUGUGAUAAUGAUAAUUUCUGGGAUAUCGAAGUUAUUGCUCAGCUCAAGGGAAUUGAUAAUUUCCGAUACCGAAACUGAAUACAAUUUAAAUUCAUUGGUUGUAAAAUAAACUAUUAUUUGUACUUCAAUUAUUGAAACCGUAAGCUCGUAAGCAAAAGUCGAAACUUGCGAUGUGUAAUCCCUAAUGGGACAUGGGAUUUAUAUAUUAAAGUAGCCUAAUUUAAUUCAAAAAAGGAAAGUUAUUUUAGUUUACAAAUUGCGGAUGA